This is a messenger RNA of Impatiens glandulifera, 1141 nucleotides long. RefSeq names its product E3 ubiquitin-protein ligase AIRP2. Gene Ontology annotation, biological process: protein ubiquitination. The transcript has 5 exons. The record is from RefSeq and is a predicted model, not a curated record. Gene Ontology annotation, molecular function: ubiquitin protein ligase activity. Lineage: Eukaryota; Viridiplantae; Streptophyta; Magnoliopsida; Ericales; Balsaminaceae. Gene Ontology annotation, cellular component: cytosol. Bases 297 to 1049 code for a protein of 250 amino acids.
UAAUUUUCAAGGGUUCUUUAGUUCCUAAGACUGUGGAGGAGGAGAUCAAGUGACAGAUGAUGAUGAUUAUGAUGGGUAUUAGCUGUAAUCGUCUGUCUGUUACUUAUUAAAUCUUCCUGAAGGUUUAUCUCUUUGAAGAUUUAGUCUUGGGCUUGUUUUGUUUUGGUUUGGUUUGGUUUGGUUUAUAUAUUGGAAAGAAUAAGAGAGAGGGGUUGAUGGGUUUUGUUUGAUUUUAGGUUAUUUUACGUGUUAAUUGUUGGAUGGUAGUAAUAGAGAGAUAGCAAUCGAAAGAGACGAUGAGGAAGUCAUUCAAAGACUCUCUUAAGGCACUUGAAGCUGAUAUUCAGCUUGCCAAUACCCUGGCUUCUGAUUAUCCAAGGGAAUAUGAUGGUGCUUGUUUGCAAAUGAGAUUAUCAUACAGUCCUUGUGCUCAUUUCUUCCUUUUUCUUGUUCAAUGGACUGAUUGUCAUCUUGCUGGAGCCCUUGGACUCAUUAGAAUCCUCAUCUACAAAGCUUAUGAAGAUGGGAAAACAACUAUGUUUAUUUAUGAACGUAAAUCUACUCUUAGAGACUUCUAUGGCAUAAUAUUUCCUUCUCUGUUACAACUUCAAGGAGGAAUUACUGAAAUUGAAGAUAGGAAACAGAGAGAGGUCUGUGAUUUAAAAUAUAGAAGGAGAGAUUCGACAACGAUGGAGAAGGGUAAGUCUUCUGAAAUCGAGAUUGAAAGAGAAGAAGAGUGUGGGAUUUGUUUUGAGAUUAGUUGUAAGGUUGUCUUGCCCAAAUGCAACCAUUCAAUGUGCUUCAAAUGUUACAGAAAUUGGCGAACACGGUCUCAGUCUUGCCCGUUUUGUCGCGACAGUCUCAAGCGGUUGAAUUCUGGGGACCUUUGGAUCUACACUAACAGUUGCGAGAUUCCAGAUUUAUGUUCGAUUGCUAAGGAGAAUCUGAAGAGGCUGGUUCUGUAUGUCGAGCAAUUGCCACUUAUAAUUCCUGAUCCAGUGUUUGUCUCCUAUGAUUCUCAAAGGAGAUUUAUUAGCAAUGCUUCUUGAUGGAUUAUUUGUUUGAUUAGUGACAUGUUUGUACAUAAAUGUGCUUCCCAUUUGUUGGUUGGUUGAUUAAAAUGUACAUGGUAAUGUUACUA